GACGCUGGGAUCGGCGGCCGCUCUACUCGCUCUACCCGCGCCGCCUCGGUAAGGUCACCGACCCCCGGGAGGAGGCUCCAGGCCGCGUCGGUCGCGCCGAGCCUGGCUGUGCGUCGCCAUGGCCCCAGUGCAGCAGGAGAACCACCAGGUAAUCCCUCCGGGCGGGGGCAGCGGCUCGGCGUCCGCCCCGGCUCCUCCGCCGCCGGGAGCCGCGCUGGCGGCGGCAGCUGCGGCCGCGGCUAGCCCUGGUUACCGGCUUAGCACGCUGAUUGAAUUUCUGCUGCACCGGGCCUACUCGGAGCUCUUGGUCUUGACGGACUUAUUACCAAGGAAAUCUGAUGUGGAAAGGAAAAUAGAAAUUGUACAGUUUGCUAGCCGGACCCGGCAACUCUUCGUUCGAUUAUUAGCUUUAGUCAAAUGGGCUAAUGAUGCUGGCAAAGUAGAAAAGUGCGCGAUGAUCUCAAGCUUUUUGGAUCAGCAAGCUCUCUUGUUUGUGGACACCGCUGACCGCUUGGCCUCCUUAGCUAGAGAUGCACUGAUCCACGCGCGCCUGCCUAGUUUUGCUAUCCCGUAUGCCAUUGAUGUGCUGACUACUGGCUCUUACCCACGACUUCCAACCUGCAUCAGGGAUAAAAUUAUCCCUCCAGACCCCAUUACCAAAACUGAGAAACAAGCCACGCUUCAUCAGCUUAAUCAGAUUCUCAGACAUCGGCUUGUCACAACAGAGCUUCCUCCGCAGCUCGCGAAUCUUACCGUGGCAAAUGGCCGCGUGAAGUUUCGAGUUGAUGGAGAAUUCGAGGCAACCUUGACAGUCAUGGGGGAUGAUCCAGAAGUCCCGUGGCGCCUGCUCAAGCUAGAAAUCCUAGUUGAGGAUAAGGAAACGGGAGAUGGCCGAGCUUUGGUUCAUAGCAUGCAAAUCGACUUUCUCCAUCAGUUGGUGCAGUCCAGGCUUUUUGCUGAUGAGAAGCCUCUUCAGGACAUGUACAACUGCCUGCAUUGCUUCUGCUUGUCUCUUCAGUUGGAAGUGUUACACUCCCAGACUCUGAUGUUGAUCCGAGAGAGGUGGGGUGACCUUGUGCAAGUGGACAGGUAUCAUGCUGGAAAGUGCCUCUCUCUCUCAGUUUGGAACCAACAGGUUCUAGGGAGAAAAACAGGCACAGCGUCUGUUCACAAGGUGACAAUUAAAAUGGACGAGAAUGAUGUCUCCAAGCCUUUACAGAUUUUUCACGAUCCUCCUUUGCCAGCUUCGGAUUCUAAAUUAGUCGAAAGAGCCAUGAAGAUUGACCACCUGUCAAUAGAAAAGCUCCUGAUUGACAGUGUCCAUGCGAGAGCCCACCAGAAGCUGCAGGAACUGAAGGCCGUUCUUAGAAGCUUCAAUGCGAACGAAAACUCUUCCAUAGAGACUGCACUUCCGGCUCUGAUUGUGCCCAUCUUGGAGCCCUGUGGUAAUUCGGAGUGCCUGCACGUUUUUGUCGAUUUGCAUUCUGGAAUGUUCCAGUUGAUGCUUUAUGGACUUGACCAGGCCACUCUGGAGGACAUGGAAAAAUCUGUGAAUGAUGAUAUGAAGCGGAUCAUCCCUUGGAUCCAGCAGCUUAAGUUUUGGCUUGGACAGCGGCGUUGCAAGCAGUCUAUAAAACAUCUGCCUACGGUAACCACAGAAACGCUGCAGCUUUCCAACUGCUCAACGCAUCCCGUCGGAAACCUCUCCAAGAACAAGCUGUUCAUUAAGCUUACCCGCCUUCCACAGUACUACAUUGUUGUGGAAAUGCUUGAGGCUCCCAAUAAGCCCACUCAGCUAGAGUACAAGUAUUACGUCAUGUCUGUGAGCGCUCCAGAUGCUGACGACAGCCCCGUCACCGCACUGCUGCUGCAGCAAUUCAAGGACAACAUCCAGGACUUGGUUUCCUCCACGAAGACUGGGAAACAGACCAGAACUGGUAUCAAGCACAAGAGGUCUGAUGACCCGUGUCCAGUCGAAAGCAAGAAAGCCAAACCAUCAGGAGACACGUGUGCCUUCGAUAAAGUUCUAGCUCAUUUUGUCGCUAUGUGUGACACCAACAUGCCGUUUGUAGGGCUUCGAAUGGAGCUGUCCAACCUGGAGAUACCGCAUCAGGGAGUGCAAGUGGAAGGUGAUGGCUUCAGCCAUGCAAUUCGCUUAUUAAAGAUUCCUCCCUGCAAGGGAGUAAACGAGGACACCCAAAAGGCCCUGGACCGCUCUCUUCUUGAUUGCACUUUCCGAUUACAAGGUAGAAACAACCGCACCUGGGUGGCAGAGUUAGUGUUCGCAAACUGUCCGCUUAAUGGCGCUUCCACCAGGGAGCAAGGACCAUCCCGGCGUGUUUACCUCACGUAUGAAAAUCUGUUGUCUGAACCUGUUGGUGGUAGAAAAGUAGUUGAGAUGUUUCUUAAUGACUGGAACAGCAUUGCCCGAUUAUAUGAGUGUGUGUUGGAGUUUGCACGUUCUCUACCAGACAUACCUGCUCAUCUGAAUAUUUUCUCUGAGGUUCGUGUUUAUAAUUACCGAAAACUCAUCUUGUGUUAUGGAACCACCAAAGGAAGCUCAAUUAGUAUCCAGUGGAAUUCCAUUCACCAGAAAUUUCACAUUUCUUUGGGAACAGUUGGCCCAAACUCUGGGUGCAGCAACUGUCACAAUACCAUUCUCCACCAGCUUCAGGAAAUGUUCAACAGAACACCAAACGUGGUUCAGCUGUUACAGGUGCUGUUUGAUACUCAGGCGCCGCUGAAUGCCAUCAACAAACUCCCUACUGUGCCGAUGUUGGGCUUGACUCAGAGAACUAACACUGCCUACCAGUGUUUCUCCAUUCUCCCGCAGUCGUCCACCCACAUCAGACUGGCCUUCAGGAACAUGUACUGCAUCGAUAUAUACUGCUGUAGUCGAGGGGUCGUGGCAAUACGGGAUGGUGCCUAUAGUCUUUUUGAUAACAGCAAGUUAGUUGAAGGCUUCUAUCCUGCGCCCGGAUUGAAGACAUUCCUCAACAUGUUUGUGGACAGCAGUCAGGAUGCUCGGAGAAGAUCUGUAAACGAGGAUGAUAACCCCCCUUCUCCUAUAGGAGGGGAUAUAAUGGACUCUUUGCUAUCACAGCUCCAGACACCUCAGCAACAGUCGUUUCCCAAGCAGCCGGGAAGUUCAGGCGCUUACCCUCUUACUUCCCCUCCUGCGUCCUACCACAGCACAGUCAGCCAGUCUCCGUCUAUGAUCCACACCCAGUCUCCAGGAGCCCUUGACCCUAGUUCUCCAUACACUAUGGUGUCACCGAGUGGACGAGCAGGAAACUGGCCUGGAUCUCCUCAAGUGUCCGGACCCUCACCAGCAACCCGUUUGCCUGGAAUGUCACCAGCCAACCCGUCUCUACACUCUCCUCUUCCGGAUGCUUCUCAUUCUCCUCGAGCUGGCACAAGUUCCCAGCCAAUGCCAACCAACAUGCCUCCACCUCGCAAACUACCUCAGCGCUCCUGGGCAGCAUCCAUACCCACCAUCCUCACUCACAGUGCCUUGAACAUCUUACUGUUACCCUCUCCAACGCCGGGCCUUGCGCCUGGCCUGGCAGGCAGUUACCUCUGUUCGCCACUUGAGAGAUUCCUCGGCUCUGUCAUCAUGAGACGACACCUUCAACGAAUUAUUCAGCAGGAAACGUUGCAGCUGAUCAACUCCAACGAACCCGGUGUAAUCAUGUUCAAGACAGAUGCCCUGAAAUGCAGAGUAGCCCUUAGUCCCAAAACCAACCAGACCCUUCAGCUGAAAGUAACCCCUGAAAAUGCCGGACAGUGGAAACCUGAUGAGCUUCAAGUGUUGGAGAAAUUCUUCGAAACAAGAGUUGCAGGCCCACCGUUUAAAGCCAACACACUCAUAGCCUUCACCAAGCUGUUGGGAGCACCAACACACAUCCUCCGUGACUGUGUGCAUAUUAUGAAGUUGGAGCUGUUCCCAGACCAAGCGACACAGCUACAAUGGAAUGUUCAGUUUUGCCUCACCAUCCCUCCCAGCGCACCGCCGAUUGCACCUCCUGGGACACCAGCCGUGGUGUUGAAAUCCAAAAUGCUCUUUUUUCUUCAACUGACUCAGAAGACAUCAGUCCCUCCCCAAGAACCUGUCAGUAUAAUAGUUCCCAUCAUCUAUGACAUGGCUUCAGGUACCACCCAGCAGGCAGACAUUCCCAGACAGCAGAACUCUUCUGCGACUGCGCCCAUGAUGGUCAGCAACAUUCUGAAGAGGUUUGCAGAGAUGAACCCACUGCGACAAGGUGAAUGUACAAUAUUUGCAGCUGUUCGGGAUUUAAUGGCCAAUCUUACACUUCCCCCUGGUGGGCGUCCAUAGACACUAUUGUUUUUAAUCCAGGAAGGCUGACACACACAGGCUGAAUUCAGCCAUCAGUUUUUAAAAGGAAAAGGACUUUCUUUUUUCUUUCUUUCUUUUUUUUUUUUUUAAAUCGUAAGAGCUAAAUAUUUUAAACUGGCAACAUUUUUCAGGGUGCAUUACUUUUAUCCAAAAGACCAUCAAUCUUUUGAAUAGUGAACUUGUAUAGUAUGUUUAAAUGUGAUAUAUUUCAAACUAGGUAACAGAUCAGUGUCUGCUUGACAGUAAUAAGUUUAAUAUUACAUUUUAUACUAUAAAGUAAUGAAAAUGCCAAACUUGUUUAUUUAAUUGUUUUCUUAUGUUUUGGGUAUAAUGGUCUUUUUUGAUUUUUGUUUUUGUUUUUUUUUUUUUUUUUUAAGGCAGGUCUGUCAUUUUUGAAUACUGUAAAACUGUGACGAGCUUUAUAUUGAAGUUGUAUUUUAAUAUGGCCGCUUUGAAUCCUUACACAGAAAUGUUUUGGGAGUUGUUAAACAUGUCCCAAAGAAGCAAUAUUUAAUAAAACUAGGAUGUAAAAGUGACACUCACUGGUGUGUGUGUAAGCUCUCUAGAGUUCUUAGGGCCUCCCUUCAUCUUUAACCUGGUGGGGCCAGUCAGAUUUUUAAUUACGUAUGUCUGAAAUUUGGCCAAAAACUUUUUUUUUUGUUUUAAGGUUAAUGUAGUUUCUUCAGACAUUCCUAAAAUUUAGCACCUUGGUUGUUUGUCAGUAUAGGAUUUGGGUAAAAUGAAAGAACUUUGUCUUUGAAAAGAGACAGCAAGUGAUUUAUAAUGAUCAAGGAUCCCAAAUAAUACAAUUAUUCUCAUGUGUGAGGAAAUGGGAACCUUUUUGCUAGGAAAAUGUCAUGGAAAGGAUACUUCUGCAUACAGCAUUAACUAGGAAGCAAAGAACUUGAAUGCUCUAGUUUGCAUGAAGUGUCGGUGACAAAUCUUUAUCUUAUUUAACUUUUUACCUUCCCCAGCACAAGUGGGGUUGUUCUGAACAAUCUCAGUUUAAUUCAUUGUCAGCAAAGCAAUAGGAUAUUUUGCUGGACACAGUCUGGUCCGGUCAUUUGAGAAGUCCACGGUGCAGAGCCUGUCUAGAGUCCAGUAGAGUUCUGGCACUGGUGCCGCUCAAUAGGGUUUCUAUCUAGAGUUCUAUACUGUCUCUCGCAGCCAGCCAGGGACUUUUUAAGCUUUGAUGAAUAUGAUCUGAUUCAAAUGUUUUUUAAUGAAUUGAUGUUAUUUGGAGCAGGGUUUUUUGUUUUUAUUUUUUAUUUUUUUAAUGAUACUAUCAUGCUGAGUUGUAGCUAGCCAAUGUAAUAUGGUCCUCGAUGAAAUUUUAGAUGUUUGUCUGAUUUCAUUUUAAGAUGAUUAAUUGAGAUUCUAUAACUGUAACCACCAGAUUCUGGUUUUAAGCAUCUCACUGCAACUGUAUCAUAUAUGCUCAACUUUGCUUGAAUCUCCAUUUUCAGUCAGAGCUGAGGCCUUUUUUGUCCUCUGUGUCUCAUUUCUGCCUUCACCUCCUGCUUUUCACCCAGCUCUGACACUUCUCCAGAGUGGGUGCCUAAACUCUUCUUCUUCCUUUAACCUAACCCUUUUCUCCUUCUGUUUUCAAUUCUCUUCACAGUGGUAAUCACAUGGGUUUGGCAAGCUAAGAUGUCUUGAUCAGGAGUCAGUCCUUUUCUUUUGGGAACUAAAUCCUAUCUUUCAUAUAGAAAUCUACAUGUAUAUACAAGAAAUGUAUUUUUAUCGGCAGGAUGAUAUUUUUUCAGAUAAUUUUAUGAAUAGAAUUAACUUUUCAGGUAUUUUCUCUUUUAAGUGUGGUUUUGAAAUGUUAAUUGCAUUUUUAUACAUAAUGCAUUCAAUGGCUACUUUUUCCUAAUUCGUACACCUUUGAAUGCGUUGUGUAAAACAAGUAAGAUAGAAUUCAAUGAACAGAAUUUGAUUUUGAUGCUUAUUAAGAGUAAACCAAUGAAUUUGAAUUUUGAUAUCAUGCUUGGUACUUGUAAUUGGUAUAUUACUUUAUUAAAGCUUGGAAAUACUUAGCAUUUGAAUCGUAAUUUUCAUCACAAACCAUGUCUUUUGCCUCUUUUGUUAAGCAGGUUCAGUCAAAGAAACUGGAUGCCAUAGUGAUUUUUCUCUAGUAGGUGAUUUGGAACUUGAUUUUAAUAAGGUGUUUUCAAUGUGAUUUUAGUAUUUACAGUAAUAAAUAAAAUUUAUACAAGCUUCAGAGAAAAAAACCAUAUGAAAAUCUGUCAAUGUAAUUCACCAUAUAAACAAACUGAAAGAGAAAGAAAAACACAUAACCAUCCCAUUACAUGCGGAAAAAGUCUCUGACAAAAUCCAACACCCUUUCAUGAUAAAAGUGUUGGAGAGAUCUUGGAUACAAGGGGCAAACCUAAACAUAAUGAAUGUAAUAAUCAGCAUUCCAACAGCCACCAAACAUCAAAUCAAAUGGAGAGAAACUCAAGGCAAUUCCACUAAAAUCAGGAAAAAGACAAGGCAGUGCAUUUGGUGUAUAUCUAUUCAAUAUAGUACUUGAAGUUCUAGCUA
This is a messenger RNA of Alexandromys fortis (reed vole), 6904 nucleotides long. Its product is annotated as mediator of RNA polymerase II transcription subunit 14-like. NCBI's taxonomy places the organism in Eukaryota, Metazoa, Chordata, Mammalia, Rodentia, Cricetidae. The record is from RefSeq and is a predicted model, not a curated record. The transcript has a single exon. Gene Ontology annotation, molecular function: transcription coregulator activity. Bases 119 to 4336 code for a protein of 1405 amino acids. Gene Ontology annotation, biological process: regulation of transcription by RNA polymerase II. Gene Ontology annotation, cellular component: mediator complex; core mediator complex.